GAGAUAGUUCAGCCAACCAUGACUGAUCAACAGAAAGGCUUUGCUGCUGCACCCGCCGCAACCAGCGCUCCUUCCCGAGUUACCUUGCACCUUGGUCAUCUUCCAAGUAAAAAGAAUAUUAAAGCGCCAUGGCCCCGGACUCCUUCUAGGGUCGACCCCAAUAACCCCCCUUGGCCCGCAUUCCGUGGAUACCAUGAGUAUUCUUUCGCCCAUGCGACUAUGGGCGUCAGACUGCCUACGAUCCUUGGAAAGGCAAUCGACGAUACUUCUCGCACUCUGAACGAGCAAUACUCUGAAGACGUCAUCAUUGACCUCGUAGCAUGUCUCGAGCGUAUGGAUACCCUCAUGGCGGAUCUCAGCGGCAAUCAGAAACUCCGUCCCAUUGUCGAUGAUGGAGAGGCAGACGUCGCAUUGUGGAACAAGGAGAUUGCAAAGUAUUUCCAAGGCAAAGAUUUUAUGAAUGCUCCUUGGCUUUUUGCAGAAGCGUACAAAUAUCGUCGUCUGCACGAAUGCUUUAGUGUGAGCAAGAACUGGAAAGAUUAUGACGUAUUUUAUCGUCAGAAGUGCGAUACUUUUUCGCGGUCGGCCGACGCGGUGUUCGAGUUAUCCAUGCGAUUCGCCGAGCCAUUCAAACAGGCCGAGAAUCUCUCGGAUGCCGAGAGGGCCGAGGCGGAACGUCUCAUGUUCCUGGAGUUGACACAAGUUUGUUUGUGGGGUAACUCCACCGACCUGUCGCUUUUGAUCAACAUGACGGAGGAGCAGAUUAAGGCCCUUCAGUCCACUGGAGGUGAUCACCUUGCCGCCACAGAAAAGAAUAUACUUGGCAACCACCUUGGACAACUUUGGGACACUGUUAAGGUGCUCAGAAAGAAGACAGGCGGUCGGAUAGAUUUCGUCCUUGACAAUGCUGGAUUUGAGCUCUACUGUGACUGUGUUUAUGCCGACUUCCUCGUUCAGAGUGGCCUUGCUAAGCAGGUCCGCUUCCACGGCAAGCGCAUCCCUUGGUUCGUCUCGGAUGUGACCAAGAAAGAUUGGGAGUGGCUGUUGAACUCGAUGGUGUAUGGGCACCUGUUCCCGAAAUCGAACGAGGUAGAACGGGAGUCGCUCCGAAGGCUCGGUGCUCGUUGGAAGCAAUAUGAGAAAGACGGUAUCUGGAUUUACGAGCAGCACCCCUUCUGGUGUACUGGGUACACUUUCUGGGAUCUCCACAGCGAAGCGCCGGAUCUUUUCUUACACCUCUCCCGUUCGGACCUUGUUUUCUUCAAGGGCGAUCUCAACCACCGUAAACUCACGUAUGAUUGUGCUGCUCCCGCAAGCACGCCAUUUGACCAAGCCAUUGGUCCCAUGGCAAAUGCGGCAGGUGCACCCAAAGUUUGCAGCCUGCGUACCAUCAAGAGCGAUGUGGUCGUUGGCUUCGGCGAUGACGGCGAUGAUCUUGCCGAAAAGUUGGACAAAGAGGAGCCUGGUUGGAAGAUCAGUGGAAAAUAUGCCGUUGUUCUCUUGUCGGAAGGCCGCCCGGGAGAAAAGGUCCACUUCGCGUAACGGGGCCAUAAGCUCAGAAGUCGCUCGCCUCAGAUCCUCACUCCGAUCCUUGGGCAACAAAUCUCCUGUAUGUAGAUAUCAUUAUUUAGUACUCCUCUAUGACUCUCGUUCGCGUAGGAUGUAUGCACACAGACGCGCGCAUAUGAAUUUAGGGUCUUUUGUACGACUAGUCAUAACCUGUAAUACAGUUGAGAGCGAGCACC
Messenger RNA from Coniophora puteana RWD-64-598 SS2, 1745 nucleotides. Its product is annotated as DUF89-domain-containing protein. Gene Ontology annotation, biological process: DNA damage response. The coding region runs from base 19 to 1542 and encodes 507 amino acids. The record is from RefSeq and is a predicted model, not a curated record. Gene Ontology annotation, cellular component: nucleus; cytoplasm. Gene Ontology annotation, molecular function: phosphatase activity. NCBI's taxonomy places the organism in Eukaryota, Fungi, Basidiomycota, Agaricomycetes, Boletales, Coniophoraceae. The transcript has 8 exons.